This is a messenger RNA of Chaetomium fimeti, 1137 nucleotides long. RefSeq lists its product as uncharacterized. Bases 1 to 1119 code for a protein of 372 amino acids. Gene Ontology annotation, biological process: sterol biosynthetic process. Gene Ontology annotation, cellular component: endoplasmic reticulum membrane. Lineage: Eukaryota; Fungi; Ascomycota; Sordariomycetes; Sordariales; Chaetomiaceae. Gene Ontology annotation, molecular function: C-4 methylsterol oxidase activity. The record is from RefSeq and is a predicted model, not a curated record. The transcript has a single exon.
AUGGACAUCCUCCUGUCUCUCCCAGUUGUAUCCUACUUUUUCUCGACUUCGCUCACAUCAUGGUCCACCUCGCUCAACCUCCUCUUCUUCUACAUGACCUGGUCGACACUGGUGCUCACACACUCUCCUCUUCACAUCGAGAUACUCGGCAUCACAGCACUCCGCAUAGUCUUGUGGCUGUUUCCGUCUCUCAUCUUCCUCGCAUUUGACGCUCUUGUACCAUCGUUAGCACAGAGCAUCAAAUACAACGGGGCAUCCGCCCUCCCACCGCGUGAUGCAAAGUCACUCGCCAAACUGACGGGCCUCGCCCUGUUCAACCUCGCUCUCGAGACGGCUCUCGAGGCGGGCAUCUCCCUGGGCCUCGCAGCCCUCCUCAAGACGCCCGUCUUCCGCACCUCCACAACCCUCCCCCUCCCCUGGCAAAUGAUGAAGCACAUCGCGCUCCUGCUCACCGGCCGCGAGAUCCUCACCUACUACACGCACCGCUACCUGCUCCACGGCCACCCCGCCCCCGCCAUCACCCUCACCAAAUCCCACAAACCCAAGCUCUCCCGCACCACCAAACCCGCCCCCCCAGCCCGCUCCCUCACCGCGCUGCACACCCGCCACGCGCACGCCCGCGCCGCGCCACCCUUCGCGCUCGCCCUCAAGACCGACCACCCGCUGCCCUACCUGCUGCACCGCUUCCUGCCGCUGUACCUCCCCGCGCUGGCGCUGCGCUCGCACCUGCACCUCCUGACUUUCCUGCUGUUCGCCGCGCUGGCCACGCUGGAGGAGACGGUCACGCUGUCCGGGUACACGGCGGUGCCGGGGAUUCUGCUGGGCGGGAUGGCGCGGCGGGCGGCGGUGCACUACCGCGGUGCUGGACGUGGCGGGCGGGGUGGUGGUGGGGGCGGUGGUGGGAAGGUGGGAAACUUUGGCGGGUGGGGGGUCCUGGACUGGGUGCAUGGCACGAGCCUGGGCGGGGAUGUCAUGGCUGACUUGAGGGACGAGGCGGAUAAGCAUCGGGUGCAGGAGCGUGGGGCCAGGAAGGUGGGGGAGGUUGGGGAUGCUGUGAGGGAUGGGGUGGAGGGGUGGAGGAAGGGGAAUGGGAAGAGGAAGGGGAAGAAGGGGGAGUGAUAAAAUGGGGGGUUUUUG